UUGUUGUGAUUCCGUGCAGCGUCAGGAAUAUGUAGUAUUCGAGUUGUGCAUGGAAAAGUGACAUUCUUGUAUGCAAGCAGGGAUUUGGACUGGGGCCCAUGAUGCGGCAAGUCCGGCAGAGUCCAAGUGAGUUUAAACACCACUUGAUGACAAAGCCUAGUUUCGCAUCUGGGAUGAUGUCAUGCGAUCGAGCUAAGUUAUCAAAUCACGUCGAUCCCAAGCAGAGAAUUACGAUGCAGACUACUAAUCGCCUAUAUAUUACAAAGGACUCAGACCAGCAGAAGUCCAUAUUCCUUCUUUCUUUACGACCAUGAUGAAGAGAACUCGUAGCCCGAGCCCACUUGCCAUGUCAAAGAAAGGCAGGACCACUGACUCUCUCUUUGCACCCAUAAAGAUUGCAACACAAGAAGCUGCAGCUUCCGUUCAGACUCACCCACCGUUCCUGCGACUCCUGGACGCAUUGCGCGAUGUUGUCCAGAAGCCCUCGAAAGGACAAUCGAUAGUUUACUGGAUGAGGAUGGGAGACCUACGCAUUUCCGAUAAUAAAGCUCUCGCCCUCGCAUCAGCUCAGGCAGUUGAAGAUCAAGUCCCGCUUGUAGUCUUGCAUGUCUUGAGCCCCCAGGAUUAUAUCGCGCACGACAGGAGCAAAACAAGGAUCGAUUUUGUUCUUCGUAACCUUUCACGAGUGAAGGACGAGCUUGCAAGAUUAAAUAUUCCCCUUUACACCAUCACGCAUACACCGCGAAAGUCAGUGCCAACUCGUGUCAUCUCGGUCCUGCAGACUCUCCAGUCCACUCGGCUCUUUGCGAACUUCGAAUACGAGGUUGAUGAGCUUCGGCGUGAUACUGAAGUCUGCUCUUUAGCCCAGAACGCGGGAAUCAGGCCUACGUAUGUGCACGAUAGGUGUAUCAUCGAGCCGGGCGUCGUGAAAACGAAGGAUGGGAGGACAUACACGGUCUACUCACCGUAUCAACGAAACUGGAUCAGCAUUCUAAAUUCGAACCUCUCAGAUUAUCUGAAAGAGUCUCCAUCUCCAACAUCCAACCCCUCGACAAUCAGGGAAGAUCAUGUCUUUGGCCCGCUAUUCGAAGUCGAUGUACCUGUGUCGGUGCAUGGCUUCGAACUUGAUCCUGAAGAGGCUGCCAAUAUGGCAAACAUAUGGCCAGCAGGAACAUCUUAUGCCAAAGAGAUGCUCUCUCGGUUCUUGUACACCAAAGCGCGUGCGACGCAGCUUGGAGCUGUUGAUCCUCUAGCUGAUGGAGCCGAGGAUUCCGACAAAAGCAGCCGAGUCCUCUUGUAUGACGAGGCCCGUGACAGAGGGGACAAGGAUACUACAUCGCGGUUGAGCCCCUACCUAUCUGCUGGGGUCAUUUCUGUCAGGGAAUGCGUUCGUCAAACUAUGAAGCUUCUCAGAAUUCAAAAAGUGGAGGCUGGACGGUCAUCGGGCGUAGGUCGCUGGGUGCAGGAACUCGCCUGGCGAGACUUUUACACCAACGUCCUCGCAUACUAUCCACGAGUAUCCAUGGGUAGACCCUUCCAAGAGAGGUUUGCUGACGUCAAGUGGGAAGUUAACGAGGAGCACCUGAAGGCUUGGAAAGAGGGGAAAACUGGCAUCCCUAUCGUCGAUGCUGCGAUGAGGCAGAUAAACACCAUGGGUUGGACUCAUAAUCGUAUGCGCAUGAUUGUCGCUAUGUUCCUGUCGAAGGAUCUUAUGUUGGAUUGGCGGCUAGGAGAGCGCUACUUCAUGGAAAAACUCAUAGAUGGUGAUCUUGCAAGUAACAACGGCGGCUGGCAAUGGAGUGCCUCCACUGGAGUAGACCCAGCACCCUACUUCCGGAUCUUCAAUCCUUAUACGCAGUCCUCCAAGGCAGAUCCAACAGGUGAUUUUAUAAGGACAUUCGUACCAGAGUUGAAAAGUCUCUAUGGAUCUGAUAUCCACAACCCUCCGGCCAAGGUUGCUGAUAAAUUGGGGUAUCCGAAACCCAUCGUCAACCAUGCUGAAGCGAGAGUGAGGGCUAUUAGGAGGUAUAAGACACCUGGUGAAGAGUGACCAGCACGAUUUGCACGUAGCAUCAGGAACAC
Suillus fuscotomentosus is the source of this 2082-nucleotide messenger RNA. Its product is annotated as DNA photolyase, FAD-binding/Cryptochrome. NCBI's taxonomy places the organism in Eukaryota, Fungi, Basidiomycota, Agaricomycetes, Boletales, Suillaceae. Gene Ontology annotation, biological process: circadian regulation of gene expression; entrainment of circadian clock by photoperiod. The record is from RefSeq and is a predicted model, not a curated record. Gene Ontology annotation, cellular component: nucleus; cytoplasm. Gene Ontology annotation, molecular function: FAD binding; DNA binding. The transcript is spliced from 9 exons. The coding region runs from base 311 to 2050 and encodes 579 amino acids.